CAUGUGGGGCCACAUGUUAAUGGUGUGAACGCACUGCACCCGGAGCUGGCCACUUGUGAUCGGAUCACAAAAAACACAUGUUGAUACCGGAUGUGUGCUUGUACUGGUGUUCUAGAUCCGACAGAAACACAGAACCGUGUGUAAUGGGGGACCAAGGGUGCCCAACAACAAAUGGAGCCCCUCAGCGAGGUUACUGAUGACUCCGGCCGUGGUGACAAACCCUUGACGUAACGCUUUCUCCAAGUUCAACGCGCCUCAGUGAAAUCUGGGACGUGAGAACUUGUUCCCAGGCGAGCGGACAGCGACUCCUCUGGAUCCAAACCUCCUCUUUGAAGAUCACAGCACAUUUCUCACACACUCCUUCCUCCAUGUGGCGCACGAGCAGCUGUUCUGCGCACAGUCACGCGGAAGUGAGCUGCGCGCGCACAGCGGAGCGGCGGAGGCCGACGCUGACCUACCGCGCAUGCGCCGUGCGGAUUUCGGGGAUGGGUCUAUCGAUGGAAUCAAGAUGGCGUCUCUGGCAAAAGCGCCAAUAAAUGUACUGAAGUAGAUGUUCCCAACUGACCGCGUUGGCGGCUUUUUUCAAGCCCCUCGGUGGGGUUCGUGAAAACAUGACGACCGGGAGCAUGCUUUGGAAGAGGAAUUGACCGGGUUCGAUACCGCAACAAAGUCAGCGAGAUGUGCGAGAGCUAUGCCCGCUCGCUGCUGCGUGUGUCGGUGGCGCAGAUCUGCCAGGCUCUGGGCUGGGAUGCCGUUCAGCUCACUGCGUGCGAUCUGCUGUCCGAUGUGCUGCAUCGGUAUCUCCAGCAGUUAGCCAGGGUCUGCCAUCGCUACUCCGAGCUCUAUGGAAGAACGGAUCCAGUCCUGGAUGAUGUGAGCCAGGCCUUCAGGCUGCUGGGCGUGAGUCUGAGUGAACUGGAGGACUAUGUCCACAACCUGGAGCCCGUGGCCUUCACCCAUCAAACACCACUCUUUCCUGUUAGCAAAAAUAACGUCCUCCAGUUUCCCCAGCCCGGAGCCCGAGAUGCGGAGGAAAGGAAGGACUACAUUCCAGAUCACAUGCCCCCCCUGGUCUCCUUACAAGAAGAAGAGGAAGAGGAGGAGGUCCUUGCAGACAUGGGCACCUCAGCCGAAGCUAUGCAGGUGGCACUGGAGGAGGAUGAUGAGGAAAUUGAAGAAGAUGAGGCCGUCAAUGAUGAGAACUACCCUCUGAAGAGGCACCUGGACAGCCCAGAUGCUGCGGUUGGCAUGAUGCCUACUUCCAAGAGACCACGGAUGUACCCUGGCCUCAGCCCAGAAUGGGGGGUUGAGCCCCGGGAGCCCCUCACGUCUCUCAAUCCACAACGUGUUCCCCCAGGCAUCCUGCCUUCUCAUGAUAGCCUUGAUCCCCUGUCACCCGAAACACCCUCUGGAGCCUUGCCCCCCUUCAGACCUCAGCCGGUAGUACCGAAACACUCUGAUCAAAAAGGCCUCACCACUCCAGGGAGAAAGCCUAAGGUCUCAUCCCCUGGCAGACAACGGACUAAGUCCCCUAAAGGGUCGAUUCCUGUUUCAGUGGGUGGUAGUCCCAUCCACUCUCCAAAACCGUCUAAGGAAAGAAAGAAAUCUCCGGGCAGGACGAAGAGUCCUAAAAGCCCCAAGAGCCCAAAAAUGGUUUCGGUCAAAGCAUCUCAACCCCCAAGCAAGACAGACGUUGUGCAUAAAUUACCGCUAUCUGCGCUGAGUGAGAGGAUGGGUAAGGAGAACAUCCAUAUGCGUCAGAACAUAGAGGACCGGGAGUUAGCCGAGGGCCCCUUUAAGAAACUAGAGCCUGAUAAUACAGCUAUCGAUGACUCAAUCGAUGCAGUGAUUGCCAGAGCGUGUGCCGAGCGGGAGCCAGAUCCUUUUGCCUUCUCAUCUGGUUCUGACUCAGACAGCAAUGGAUCCUCUAGCCCCAGGAGACUGACCAUUAUGGAGCCAUCGACACCUAAAGCCCUGAUUGGGGCCAGCAAUGCUAUUACAGACACGUCAACACCACUUCACCUACAGGCACAUGCAGGCCUAGGAAACUGGACAAUGGAUGAUUCAAUCAAUGAAGUGAUCCGAAAGGUCAACCAGGGGGGUCCGUCUGCACAGCCGCCAAACCAAGGAGUGUAUGUGUCGUCUGGGUCGGCCUCGCCACCCACUCCUGAACCUCUGCUCAAGGUGUUUGAGGAGAAGAACAAGAUUGUGUCAUCGGUAGAUGUCAAGAAAAAGCUGAAGAAGGAGCUCAAAACUAAAAUGAAGAAGAAGGAGAAAGACAAGCCGAAAGACAAAGACCGGGAAAAGGAUAAGGGCAAGGUAAAAGAGAAGAAUAAGGAUAAGAACAGGGAUAAAAACAAGGAGUUUUCCAAGGAGUCCAAGACGCCCUGGAAGGAGUUUGGAGUGAAGGAUGAGGAGCACUUCGUUCAGCGAGACUUUAGUCUGCCCGAGGUUUCCAUCAAGGUGAAAUCCAGAGAUGGAGAAGUUCCCAAGAAGGAGAAGGAAAAACACAAAGACAAAAAGAAGGAUAAAGAAAAAAGCAAAAAGGACAAAGACAAGAGGGAGAAGGGCAAAGACAGAAACAAGGAGGACAAACAGAAACAAUCUGCUUUAGCUCCUUUUGCUCUGGGUGAAGUCUUACCAUUGUUCAGCCCCUCCGCCUGCCUGCGCAUCCCCACCAUACUGCCUCCUCUGCCCCCGAUGCUCCAAGAGAAAGAUGUGAAGAGCAAAGAGAAGGACAAGAAAAAGGACAAGAAAGAGAAGAAGAAAAAGAAGGACAAGGAAAAGGAUAAGGAGCGAGAGAAGGCCAAAGAAAAGGAGAGGGAGAAAGAGGAGAAGAGGAAAGAAAAGGAGAGGGAAAAGGAGAAACGAGAAAAGGAGAAGGAGAAAGAGAGGAUUCGAUUGGAGAAGGUGAAAGUAGAAAUUCCAGCUGCUUUACCGUCUCCAGUCAUCCCCAGACUGACGCUCAGGGUGGGAGCAGGCCAGGACAAAAUGUGAGCAAUGAAUGAAUGAACGAAUGUUUGAUAUUUCUUACAUCACCUCUUCUCACCUGGUGUUCUCCUUUUACUUCUAAAAGCUGAAAGGCAGUCAGAGGAGUGUCACACCUCCCAAACCUUUUUGGUGUAGUCUGAAACAAUAACGUUAA
Messenger RNA from Paralichthys olivaceus (Japanese flounder), 3145 nucleotides. Lineage: Eukaryota; Metazoa; Chordata; Actinopteri; Pleuronectiformes; Paralichthyidae. The record is from RefSeq and is a predicted model, not a curated record.